Sphenostylis stenocarpa is the source of this 3306-nucleotide messenger RNA. Lineage: Eukaryota; Viridiplantae; Streptophyta; Magnoliopsida; Fabales; Fabaceae. The record is from the annotation of a GenBank genome assembly.
AUGGCAGCAAAACUCCUGCAAUCUUUAGCUGAUGACAACCCAGAUCUGCAGAAACAGAUAGGAUGCAUGACUGGGAUUUUCCAACUCUUUGAUCGUCAGCAUGUUCUCACGGCUCGCCGCAUUGGCCAAAGGAGGCUUCCUUCUGGUAAUUCGCACUUCAGUGAUGGAAACAUGGAAGGAGAUUCAAAUAACAUACAUCAUCGCCAAACAGCAACUGAUACUAGCUUAAACAAGUGUGUGAAUGAAAGACAAAGAAUUUCGACAGAAUCAUCAAGAGCUUCAUUCUCUUCUUGUUCAUCAUCUGCGUCGUCUUUGGACUGCAAGGCUGAAGCAGAGGCUGCGUUUGACCGGAUUCUUUUUCCUGAAACUCCUUCAAGGGAUGCAGUUACGAACCAACCUACCAUUUCUCCCCAUUUUGGAUGUAACUCCCUUGACCUGAGGGAUGUGGUGAAAGAUUCUAUGUAUAGGGAAGCCAGAGGACUGUCAGUGAAGACUACAGGCAAUGAAGAAUCUGCCAUUAAUGCUAUGAAGCGCAGGGAUUCCCCACGUCCUAUGCAGUUGCCCAAAUAUGUUGAUGGAACUUACAGAGUUGGAAUAGAUGGCAAACAAAGUGUGCCUAUUGAUCUAAAGGAGUCUAUCCGAGUCCUUGCUAAACUUAGAGAAGCGCCUUGGUAUUAUGCAGAAACUAAAGAACUUCCAAGUUCAUUGCAUGAAGUAAAAGAUGGACCCUGGCAUUCCAUCUCAAAGGAUACUUCUUGGUUUGCUUAUGAAGGAAAAGAAAUAAGCCGUUUAUCUUUUGAAUCACGAGAAACCAUCAAAUCCACACCGAAGCUGAAAGAGCUUCCUAGACUUUCACUGGAUAGUAAGGAAGGUUCAUUACGCCCUUUUAGUUCAGACUCAAAAGGCAGUCACCCCUCAAGAAACAUUUACAGUGGCACAUCCACAUCAAAUGACAAAUUCCCUUCCCUACAACAGCCUUCAACCACCCCCAGUCGUCCGCCUGGUGUUGUGGCAAAAUUAAUGGGCUUGGAAGCGUUGCCGGAUUCCUCUUUCGCUGGUGACACUCAACCAAGUUCAACUGAAACUUACUCAGCACAAGAUAAUGGUCAGUUUCCAAGAUCCUCAAAAACUGGAGUCACCAGGCCACUCCGAGUUUCUCAUUCUCCAAAAAUCUCUUUGAAAGACCCAGCUUCUCCACGGAGAAAGAAUCCUGAUCUAGUUAUGAAACCCAUCUCAAGUUCAAGGUUUCCCAUUGAACCAGCACCGUGGAAGCAGCAAGAUGGAAAUCGAAGCUCCCAGAAACCGAAUUUAAGGGUUGUAAAAGCUCCAGCAAGAGCACCAGAUUCCUUUCCUUCAGUUUAUAGUGAGAUAGAGAAGAGAUUGAAGGAUCUUGAAUUCAAACAAUCUGGAAGAGAUCUCAGAGCAUUAAAACAGAUACUUGAAGCAAUGCAAGAAAAGGGACUACUAGAGAGCAGAAAAGAAGAACAAGCUCCAAAUGUUGUUGGAAGUCAAAGUGACUAUGAACCAAAAGGUAUCAAUCUAAAUCAGAAUACUAGGUCAGGAAGGCAACAAAACACUCAGAGAAACAAUUUUCUAUCCUCCACACUAAAGGGAUCUGAAUCAGCAAGGGUUUUUGAAUCCCCAAUAGUGAUAAUGAAACCAGCAAAACUUGUUGAGAAAACUGUGAUUCCUGCUUCUUCAGUCAUUCCUAUUGGUGGUAUUUCUGGUUCCCAGAAAUACCAGAAUGGUGGUGUACAUGUAGAUAAUAAAACCAGUACAUCUGCAACUCGACUAGCAAAAGAUCAGUCUCCCAGAAACAUUCAUCGGGAUGCUUCUGCCAGUUCUAUUGAUAGGAAAGCAAAUAGUAGUAAGAAUACAAGAUCUGUACAAUCUCAAUCUCGGUCUCAACAACAUCCAAAAGAAAAUAGCCAAAGUUCAGCGAAGCACUCUGGAACUGUGAGCCCGAGAUUACAACAGAAGAAGUUGGAGUUAGAGAAGCGAUCUCGUCCACCUGCUCCUCCAUCGGAUUCAAACAAACCCAGAAGGCAAUCUGGUAAGAAGGCAACAGAAUCGGGUUUGCCAGGUGGAAAACAAAGACCCAAAACCCUCAACUUGCAGCACAGUGAUGAGAAACUGAGUGAGAUAAGCAAUGAAUCAAGAACUUUAAGUUGCCAGGGGGAUGAAAUUUCUUUGCAAUCAGAUAGUUUAACUUUCAACUCAAAGACGGAUGUGGAAGUCACAAGUAGUUUACAAUCUGUUGAAAUUGAUGACAACCAAAGCCCAUCUUCGAAAGCUGUGAAGCAAUUGAUUUCAGACAUAGUGCAGAAGAAAACAACCCCAAGGUUGGAUGAGGACGAGAUAGUUGCAGAACUUGCAACAAAGGCCCCAGAACAUCCAAGUCCUAUCUCUGUUCUUGAUGGAUCUGCGUACAGAGAUGAUGUGCCAUCCCCUGUAAAGCAGAUAUCUGGAGUUUUAAAAGGUGAUGAUGCUCAAGAAUCCAAAGAAAACGAGUUUAAAGAUCAGUGGAACCCAGCAGAAAGCCUUUCAUAUCACAGCAUGGGAUCAGGAGAGAUCAAUCGCAAGAAAUUACAGAACAUAGAUCACCUUGUUCAGAAGCUUCGACGGCUGAACUCCAGUCAUGAUGAAGCUAGAAUUGACUACAUUGCUUCCCUAUGUGAAAACACAAAUCCAGACCACAGAUACAUCUCUGAAAUAUUAUUAGCUUCAGGUCUCUUACUCAGAGAUUUGAGUUCCGAGUUGUUGACAUUUCAACUUCACUCAUCGGGCAAUCCCAUUAAUCCUGAGUUAUUCCUCGUCUUGGAACAGACCAAGGCAAGUAGCUUGCUUUCAAAAGAAGAAAGCAGCCCCGAAAAAGAUGCUAAUAUGAAGCUGAACAAAGAGAAAUUUCACCGGAAAUUCAUCUUUGAUUCUGUGAAUGAGAUUCUUGGUGCCAAAUUAGGCUCCUCCCCAGAGCCAUGGUAUCUACCUAACAGUAACAGACUCACUAAGAAAACCUUGAGUGCUCAAAAGCUCCUUAAGGAACUAUGCUUUGAGAUUGAAAAAAUUCAAGCCAAGAAGCCAGAAUGGUGCUUGGAAGAUGAAGAUGAUGAUCUGAAAAGUAUGCUGUGUGAAGAUGUUAUGCAUGGCUCAGAAAGCUGGACAGAUUUUCAUGGCUAUUUACCUGGGGUUGUGUUGGAUGUUGAGAGACUUAUAUUCAAGGACUUGGUAGAUGAGGUUGUGAUUGGUGAAUCAGCUGGUUUGCGAGUCAAGCCAUCAGUUAGACGCAGGAAGCUAUUUGGAAAGUAG